This is a messenger RNA of Sorex fumeus (smoky shrew), 1982 nucleotides long. RefSeq names its product collagen type XXVI alpha 1 chain (gene COL26A1). Gene Ontology annotation, molecular function: protein binding. Lineage: Eukaryota; Metazoa; Chordata; Mammalia; Eulipotyphla; Soricidae. The transcript is spliced from 13 exons. The record is from RefSeq and is a predicted model, not a curated record. Bases 675 to 1955 code for a protein of 426 amino acids.
GCCUGGGAAGUUCAGGAUUCUGGGACUUCCCGUUGUUCUUCCCCAGCAGGAGAAACAGCAGGUAAGCAGGGGUCAGUAUGAAAGGUGAAGAGGGUUUUUGGAAAGACAAUCCGGUCCAAAGAGCCCUAAACAGAAACACUUAUUUUCCUGGUUCCUUAUUUUCUGAGCCUCAGUUUCCACCUCUGCACAAUGGGAAGGGUAUGAGGUGAAGGGGAGGGUGGAGCGUCCCGGGAGGUCGAAGGUGCCAGGCAGGGAAGAGGUGCCCUAAGCGCCAGCAACCCCGCAGAGUUUGGCUGGGAGAGUUUUUAGAUUGCGGGCGCCGGCGACCCAGCUUUCCGGUGGAGGGGGCGUUGGGGGGACGCGGAGCGCUCGGGGGACCCUAGGACGCCGCCGCGGGAACCCCCGGCAGUGCGGCCCCUGCAGGCCGUGGAGCGCGGAGGGUUAACGAGCAAGCCCCACGCCCCCUUUGACGGCGCAGAGCCCACCUCGACGAAUUUGAAAAGGCGGCCCCGGAGCGGCGUGGGCGCCCCCCAGACCCUCGCAGCUGCCGCCCGCGCGCCCGGCCGGCUCCUCGCUCCGCUCGCGGUGGGGCCGCGGGUCCGGUCCGGCCGCCCGUGCGCGCCGCGCCGUCUUCCCGCCCGGGACGCGGGGUCCCCCGCGGGCGGCCGCGCAAGAUGAAGCUGGCGCUGCUGCUGCCCUGGGCGUGCUGCUGCCUGUGCGGGUCGGCGCUGGCCACCGGCUUCCUGUACCCCUUCCCGGCCGCGUCGCUGCAGCAGCACGGCUACCCCGAGCCCGGCGCCGGCUCCCCGGGCAGCGGCUACGGGGGCCGCCGGCACUGGUGCCAUCACACGGUGACAAGGACCGUGUCCUGCCAGGUGCAGAACGGCUCGGAGACAGUCGUCCAGCGCGUGUACCAGAGCUGCCGGUGGCCGGGGCCCUGUGCCAACCUCGUGAGUUACAGGACUCUCAUCAGACCCACUUACAGAGUAUCCUACCGGACGGUGACGGCACUAGAGUGGCGGUGCUGCCCUGGCUUUACCGGGAGCAACUGCGAGGAGGAAUGCAUGAACUGCACCCGCCUCAGGGACAUGAGCCAGAGGCUGAGCACACUGGAGGCCAAGGUGAUCCUGCUGGAGGCAGCCGCUCCACCCUCGGGCCCUGACAACGACCUGCCGGCCCCGCAGGGCAGCCCCCCGCCCUGGAACGAGGACUUCCUCCCCGACGCCAUCCCCCUGGCACAGCCCCGCAGGAGGCCCACGGGCCCGGCAGGGCCCCCCGGGCAGACAGGAGCUCCAGGGCCUGCUGGUCCCCCCGGCUCCAAGGGGGAUCGGGGCCAGGCGGGGGAGAAAGGCCCCGCGGGGCCACCAGGCCUCUUGGGGCCACCUGGGCCCCGCGGACUUCCUGGGGAGAUGGGGCGCCCCGGGCCCCCUGGCCCCCCUGGCCCCGCGGGCAGCCCCCACGGUGUCCUCUACUCCCUGCAGCCGGCGGACAAGGCCAAUGCAGACACACAGCUGGCCUCGGCCGCCGUGGACACGGUGCUGGCAGGGGUCCCGGGGCCCCGGGGCCCCCCAGGUCCGCCAGGUCCCCCCGGCCCACACGGACCCCCAGGACCCCCUGGGGCGCCCGGGUCCCAGGGCCCGGCUGCAGAGCAAAGCGUGACGGCCCUGGCUGGGGAGCCUGGCACGAAAGGGGAGGAAGAGGAGAAGGCGGCUGCAGAGGGUGAGGGAGUGCAGCAGCUACGGGAGGCACUGAAGAUCCUGGCGGAGCGAGUACUGAUCCUGGAGCACAUGAUCGGGAUCCACGACCCCCUGGCCUCUCCGGACGGCGGCUCUGGCCAGGACGCGGCCCUGCGUGCCGGCCUCAAGACAAAGCGCGGCGGCCCGACCCCUGACGGCUCCCUGGCGGCCCUGCUGGGCUCCGAGCCUGGGCAGAAGCGCGUGCGUGGGUCCGAGUGAGGCCCGCGAUGCCCAGCAAUACGCAGA